AUGGCGUGGGAUUUUGGUUUCAGAAAGGUGGUUCUGGAAUCUGAUGCAUGGGCUCUAAUCAAGAAGUUGGAGAUGAAAGGAAUGAAAGACAGAGGCAGUUUGCUAUUUGUCAGGAUUAGUGAAAUGCUGAAAUGGAAGUGGAAAGUCCGGUUGAAUUAUAUACCGAGAGAAAGCAACAAUGUGGCAGAUGCUAUGGCUAAGUUGGAGGCAUCUUUCUUUAAGCGGGCGCCCGAUUUAACAAUUUUCUUUGGAUUUACGUUAAACAUUAUUGACACUCCUGGUCUCAUAGAAGGAGGAUACAUCAAUGUUAUGGCACUGGACAUUAUAAAAAGUUUCCUUUUGAACAAGACCAUAGAUGUGCUGCUUUAUGUGGACCGUUUAGAUGCGUAUAGAGUGGAUAACCUGGAUAAGUUGGUUUCCAAGGCCAUCACAGAUAGUUUUGGUAAAGGAAUAUGGAAGAAAGCAAUAAUAGCACUCACACAUGGUCAGUUUUCACCGCCAGAUGAAUUGCUUUAUGAUGAAUUUUCAUCCAGAAGAUCAGAGGCUCUAUUGAAAAUUGUUAAAUCGGGCGCCCGCUUAAAGAAAGAUGCCUCUCAGGUACAUUGCUACAUUUUAGUGAUUGAGUUCCGAUACCUGGCCCUAUGAACGUGUA
Neltuma alba is the source of this 652-nucleotide messenger RNA. Its product is annotated as translocase of chloroplast 34-like. The record is from RefSeq and is a predicted model, not a curated record. Bases 1 to 645 code for a protein of 214 amino acids. Gene Ontology annotation, molecular function: nucleic acid binding; RNA-DNA hybrid ribonuclease activity; GTP binding. The transcript is spliced from 4 exons. NCBI's taxonomy places the organism in Eukaryota, Viridiplantae, Streptophyta, Magnoliopsida, Fabales, Fabaceae.